This is a messenger RNA of Erythranthe guttata (spotted monkey flower), 727 nucleotides long. RefSeq names its product PsbQ-like 2 (gene PNSL2). The record is from RefSeq and is a predicted model, not a curated record. Gene Ontology annotation, cellular component: photosystem II; photosystem II oxygen evolving complex; chloroplast. Gene Ontology annotation, biological process: photosynthesis; photosynthetic electron transport chain. Gene Ontology annotation, molecular function: calcium ion binding. Lineage: Eukaryota; Viridiplantae; Streptophyta; Magnoliopsida; Lamiales; Phrymaceae.
UUAAAAAAAUAAAAAAAAAAAAAAAAAAAAAAAGCCAUGAGCACCAUAACAAACACCACAUCCCCAUUCCACCACCGCUCCGCCGCCGCACACCACCGUCUCAGAAUCCAAUCAACACUGCAAAAUCAAGAAAAUACUCCUCCAACAACAACCCCAAGAAGAAAAAUGUUAACCACAGUACUACUAACAACUUCAUUAGCUCUAGCCCUACAAGCAACCCCACAAGCCCUAGCCCAAAACUGGGGCACACGCUCGUUUAUAAGGGAAAGAUUCUUCGAGCCCGGGUUGUCGCCGGAAGAUUCCGUCGCAAGAAUCCGGCAGUCGGCGGAGGGGCUCCACGCGCUCAGGGGAAUGCUGGAAUCCAUGUCUUGGAGGUACGUAAUAUUCUACAUAAGACUGAAACAAGCCUAUCUUUCUCAGGACAUGAAAACUGCUCUUACAAUGGUGCCUGAAAAUCAAAGAGAUUCCUAUGUUCAAGCAGCAAAUGCUUUAGUCGACAACAUGGCUGAGUUUGAUCAUUAUGUAAGGUCGCCGAAGGUGUAUGAAUCGUAUUUGUACUACGAGAAGACGUUGAAAUCGAUAGAUGAUCUUGUUGCUUUCUUAUAAGCAUAGGAGCGAAUUUGUUUUUUUUAUACAAACUAUCAUAUGAUAUAUAUUGAAGUUAUUAAUUGUUGCAUUUUGAAUGUUAGUCUUUUAGUACAUAUAUCUUAGUGUAUUGUUCAUGGAU